Messenger RNA from Musca vetustissima, 725 nucleotides. RefSeq names its product ER membrane protein complex subunit 8/9 homolog (gene EMC8-9). The record is from RefSeq and is a predicted model, not a curated record. The transcript is spliced from 2 exons. NCBI's taxonomy places the organism in Eukaryota, Metazoa, Arthropoda, Insecta, Diptera, Muscidae. Bases 92 to 688 code for a protein of 198 amino acids. Gene Ontology annotation, cellular component: EMC complex.
UUUACUCAUUAAAAUCCAAAGGUGUUUUUUCGGCUGCAUACAAAAAUACGUGUUUUCAUCCAAAAGUUAAAAGAAAAACUUCUAUCCAGUCAUGACUCUGUACAAAUUCAGUGAAUUGGCCUACGCCAAAAUGAUUUUCCAUGCUGCCAAAUAUCCACACCUCGCUGUCAAUGGUGUUUUGCUAUCCUCCAAAACUGAAGGUGAGAUCGUGGAUGCCAUUCCCCUCUUUCAUCAGUGUUUGUAUGUUACCCCUAUGGCCGAAAUAGCCCUAAUGCAGAUUGAUUCAUAUUGUGAACGUGAAAAUCUGGUAGUCUCUGGAUACUAUUGUGCUGCCGAGAAUUUUUAUGACAACACUUUGGAUAAGGCAUCGGCUGCUAAAAUUGCCGAUAAAAUCCAAGAAAAUUAUAAAGCUGCCUGCUUUGUUAUGAUCGAUAAUAAACUAAUGACACUGGGCCAGGAAGUGCCACCACUUAAAGUCUACUCUUGUACAUCGGAAGCCGGUCGUUGGGCACGAGCCGAUUAUAAAUUGAUUCAAUCAGAAGCUACAUUGGAAGCUGUUGCAGCCUUACUGAAACGUGGAGCCAUGAAGGAUGUUGUGGACUUUGACAAUCACCUAGAUAAUCCAGAAAAUGAUUGGACAAAUAAGUUUAUGAAUUGUGGCUUGAAACAGAUUAUGGCAAUGUAUUGAGUAGUUUUAUACUCACGGACAAAUAUUAGCAUUUUUU